Molecule: messenger RNA, 396 nt
Organism: Cladophialophora psammophila CBS 110553
Lineage: Eukaryota; Fungi; Ascomycota; Eurotiomycetes; Chaetothyriales; Herpotrichiellaceae
Exons: 2
Coding region: 1-396 (131 amino acids)
Molecular function (GO): protein binding
Source: RefSeq, a predicted model, not a curated record
AUGGAUUCCCAAACAGUCACAGGCACCAGUGAUAUUGAUGCUAUUGCGGCCAAAUUAGAGGCAGCAGAGCGCGGCAAUCUGGAUGGGAGCAAGGAUAGCUCUAAUGAGGAAAAGGCCAAAGAAGUCAAGGGUAAAGCGCCCGUCCCAAAGGAUGCCGUUACAGUCAGAUGCCGGCUUAGCGAUCGUGGGGAUCCUGAUGUGGUUGUUCUGCUCGGCAGAAGCCAGAGGGUGAGCGCUCUGGCUCAGAGGAUCCGGGAUGAAACAGAUGUCCCCAGCAAAGCCAAGAUACGGAUUGCAUACCUUGGUAAGAUUUUGGACGAAAAGCUCACCUUGCUAGAUCAAGGCUGGAAAGAAGGGCAUGUGGUCAACGCUCUUGUGGUGGGGGUGUACAGCUGA